CGCGCCAGUAUUUCAAACAGAAUCUCUACUCGCUAUCUCUAGUUCAUCUUUGUCAAGAACAAAACCCUACGUAUGUACAUUUAAUAAUGCUGGCCAAGUGGCCAUGCAAUUUCCAAAGAGAGAAAGUGAAGGCAUUGGAGACAGCCUGAAAAUGUUCUUCUCAUGUGCAGUUUUGCACCACCCAUAUAAUUGGCCCCAUAUCUUAUCUUUUCUUUCUACAACUAAUAAUUAUUUCAACUUCUGUGUCUUUAAAACCAAUCCCACAAGGAGCCACAAUCUCUCAAGCCAAAGCAACCCUUGAGAGAGGCAAUGAGAAUCUAACUAAAGUUACCUUCUGCACUCAACAAGAAAACCUCAACUUUUCUUCUUCUGCUGCUGCAAGAUCUGCAUAUUUCCAGUCUAUUGAGUGUUGUACAAUCAGUGUCAACUAAGAUGACUUUGGGCGACUGCAAGGUUAAUCCAUUGGUUUGUAAUGGAGGCAUGAACAAGGACAAGCCCUUUAAAAUGUUUGUGGGUUAUGAUCAACGUGAAGACAUUGCAUAUGAGGUUUGUCGGCACUCAAUAUUGAAGAGAUCUUCAAUCCCAGUUGAGAUCAUACCACUUAAACAAUCUGAUCUGAGAAAGGAAGGCCUAUAUUGGCGUGAAAGAGGCCAACUGGAGAGCACAGAGUUUUCUUUUACUCGGUUCUUGACUCCAUAUUUGGCCAACUAUGAAGGUUGGGCAGUGUUUGUGGAUUGUGAUUUUCUUUACCUAGCUGACAUUAAGGAGCUAAGAGAUUUGGUUGAUGAGAAAUAUGCCGUCAUGUGUGUUCAACAUGAUUACACCCCAAAGGAGACAACAAAAAUGGAUGGAGCAUUGCAAACUGUGUACCCUAGGAAGAAUUGGUCUUCCAUGGUGUUGUACAAUUGUGAACAUCCCAAAAACCGGGUCUUGACGCCGGAGGUUGUGAACACACAAACCGGCGCUUUUCUUCAUAGGUUUCAGUGGCUCGAGGAUGAAGAAAUUGGGUCCAUCCCAUUUGUUUGGAAUUUUCUUGAGGGACAUAACCAAGUUGUUGAAGGUAAUCCCCGGACUUUCCCUAAGGCAAUACACUAUACUCGGGGAGGACCGUGGUUUGAGGCUUGGAAGAAUUGCGAGUUUGCAGACCUCUGGUUGAAUGAAAUGGAGACGUACCUGCAGGAAACGAAGAAGAAAGUCGAAAAUUAGGAGGUAGUGUACUACUGCUGCUGCUGCUGCUGCAUUUGAAGUUUGAGAUUCAUUGUUGGAGUUCAUUUUUUCGCUCUUUAUUUUAUGUUGACUAAAUGUGUAAAGGAGUCUGCAUGUGCUGUCCCCAAAACCCUAUCCCCUUUUAUUCCAUAUUUAGGGAGUGGGACAAGGGUUUUGUGUAAUGUAUAGUGGUUAUUAAUAGCUAGGUAUUGCAUUGUAGGCAUAUC
This is a messenger RNA of Prunus avium (sweet cherry), 1433 nucleotides long. Its product is annotated as protein CDI. Lineage: Eukaryota; Viridiplantae; Streptophyta; Magnoliopsida; Rosales; Rosaceae. The record is from RefSeq and is a predicted model, not a curated record.